Funneliformis geosporum is the source of this 912-nucleotide messenger RNA. Lineage: Eukaryota; Fungi; Glomeromycota; Glomeromycetes; Glomerales; Glomeraceae. The record is from the annotation of a GenBank genome assembly.
AUGUCGACCAUUCCAAAUUUCGUUCUUAAUAAUGGGAUGAAAAUUCCCGCGCUCGGGUGUAAUUAUCAAGCAUCAUUUGUUGGAACUUAUAAAAUGAGAAAAUGUGAAGUAAUUGAUGAAUCUAUAAAAUGCGCCGUCAAAUCUGGAUACAGACUUAUCGAUUCAGCAAUUGGAUAUAAAAAUGAGGAUUCAAUUGGCAAAGCUAUCAGAGAAUUGAUUGACGAUCCUUCAUUGGGUCUUAAACGCGAAGAUUUUUUUAUUUCAACCAAACUUCCUCCAAAUGAUCAGGGAUAUGAUUGCUGUUUAAAAGCAUUUUCAUGUUCGUUGAAACGAUGGAAAUUUGAUUAUCUUGACCUAUUUUUAAUUCAUUGGCCCGGGUCACAUAGAUUGAAACCUUCGGAUCCCAAGCAUGCAGAAAAUCGUAAAGGAAGUUGGAAAGCUUUAGAAAAAUUAUACGCGGAGGGAAAGGUUCGAUCUAUAGGAAUAAGCAAUUACACACAUCUACAUCUUACCGAACUGUUAUCAUAUUGUACAGUAGUGCCACAGGUGUUGCAAUUUGAAUUACAUCCACUUUUAUAUCAAAAAGAUAUAAUUGAAUUAUGUAAAAAGCAUAAUAUUAAAGUACAAGCUUAUUCAAGUUUGGGGGAAGGAAAGUUGGUGAAUGGGGAAAUCGAUCUUCCUAUUUUAAAAGAAAUUGCCGAUAAAAAUGGGGUCACACCCGCACAAGUUUUAUUAAGAUGGGGAUAUCAGCAUGAUGCUAUCGUUAUACCAAAGUCCAUAACACCAGAACGAAUAAGUCAAAAUGCGAAUAUAUUUCAUUUUGAAUUGACAGAACAAGAUAUGGAAUCUCUUGAUUCCUUGAGUGAAACGCAACGAAGUCGAUUCUGUUGGGAUCCCACCAAUAUAUGUUGA